CUCCUCCUCCUCCUCCUCCUCCUCUUCCUGAGUACCAUCCUCAGCAGUGCAAGUAUGUUUAUAAUGGGCCUCGGACUCAAACGGUGUUGCAAGAGCGUUUUAGCAAUUCCACAACCUACGUUUAUCAGGUACCAACCCAAGUUGCUGCAGGUAAACAAGCAUUUCAGGCACCAGUUCCUGCAUCAAAAGAGGUUAUUUUCAAUAGCAAUGGCCGGCGAAAUGCAUAUCAGGUACCCCAAAUGGCCAAGCCGAAAGAGCCUGUCACAUGGUACAGCUGUAAGGUACCUCAAGCUUAUGCAGGAAAUGAGGAUGUUAUUACCAGCGACCAGGCAGCUAAAAACUAUGGUGGGUUAAUUAAUAAGGAGUACUAUUGGUAAAUGCAAAACCAUAACAAUGGAUUAUCAAAUCUGUGGUACAAAUAUAAAUCCUAGCUAGUCUACUACUAUUACUACUAGUAGACAGAGCUGCUCUGAGAGUAACACAUAUGUAUUUAUCUCUGUUACCCUUUGCAGCCUUUAAAAUCAGCUCUGCUUGUAAGGUUGUGGUGCUUGAUUAAAUAUAUUAUGUCUUGGUUUUAAGUUGUAAAUGUUUCUCCUUUAUGAUCAGUCCAAACCCCUCUUUACAGCUACAAAGCUAUUCCUGCAACAGUCUUUUAUGAAUAAAUAUGAAAGUUAACU
Messenger RNA from Rubroshorea leprosula, 677 nucleotides. Lineage: Eukaryota; Viridiplantae; Streptophyta; Magnoliopsida; Malvales; Dipterocarpaceae. The record is from the annotation of a GenBank genome assembly.